Brassica napus (rape) is the source of this 1525-nucleotide messenger RNA. Its product is annotated as ethylene-responsive transcription factor ERF106-like. The transcript has 2 exons. The coding region runs from base 543 to 1091 and encodes 182 amino acids. The record is from RefSeq and is a predicted model, not a curated record. Gene Ontology annotation, biological process: ethylene-activated signaling pathway; regulation of DNA-templated transcription. Gene Ontology annotation, molecular function: DNA binding; DNA-binding transcription factor activity. NCBI's taxonomy places the organism in Eukaryota, Viridiplantae, Streptophyta, Magnoliopsida, Brassicales, Brassicaceae.
UGACAUCGUAUAGAUAUUUCGUCAUCAUGCAUGAUACCAAUAUUUCUAAAUUUCGAAUAGAGAAUAAUAACAUAAUGUGAUGUUAGGAAACAAGAAACCAAAAAAUAAAUAAUAAUGCAGUACCGUUGAGAAUCAAAUGGUUCUUUUAGUAGUCACCAUCAGAGAGGUAAAAGACAAGUUGAACAUAAAUGAGAAGAUUCAUCCUUAGAACCAUUAUGUAAAAACGUAUACGUUGAUUACAGCUUUCAUGUGAAGUGUCAGGUCAUGCAAUAACUUUGAUAAGGUCCUUAGAAAAAGAUCGACGUUGUCUUCAUUAAUUAGGACCCAUCUAUGAAACCACUAAGAGAGCGACAAAACCAUGAGAGUUUGUGUCCCUACCCAUUCAUGGCUGCUAUAACUUUGUGAUUACCUUCUUCUCUCCUCUUCUUUACCUUUUAUAUAUAAGAAGAGAUCAAAGCUUUUGUUCAGACAUCACUUGUUCAGACAUCACUUGCAAACUCUUUCUUUCUUUUUAUCUCAUUUGUGUCUUGUCUGGGAAAAACAUGGCUACUUUUGAGGAAAACUCUGAUUUGGAUGCUAUACAGAAGCAUCUUUUUGAAGACUUUAUGGGAGAUUUUGACUUUGAUGCUUCUUGUGUCUCAGGACUCUGGUAUAUAGAGCCUGCGAUGAAUCAAGUUCCUAAACAAGAACCUGAUUCCUCAUCAGCACAUGAGACUGAUCAGAGUGUCUCAACUAGGAAAAAAGCCAAGAGGCUUGAAGAGGAAGAAGAAGAACAGAGGCAUUACCGAGGAGUGAGACGAAGGCCGUGGGGGAAAUUUGCAGCAGAGAUUCGUGAUCCAGCUAAGAAAGGAUCUCGGGUAUGGCUAGGAACCUUUGAGAGUGAUGUCGAUGCUGCAAGAGCGUAUGACUGUGCAGCUUUCAAGCUCCGGGGAAGAAAAGCUGUGCUCAACUUUCCCCUGGACGCUGGCAAAUAUGAAGCUCCGGUGAACUCAGGACGGAAAAGGAAGAGAAGUGAUGUGAAGGAGGAGCUCCAAAGAAGUCAGGGAAACUCUUCGUCUUCUUCAAAUGAUGGAGAAACGACUUGUGAGUGAUACACUUAACGUUAAAGAGGGUGGAGUGUAUGUUAGUAUGGAAUUUUAAUGGGAUAGCAUUUACAAGUGAGUGUAUCUAAUGUUAACGCAAGAGGAUAAGGGGGAGUGAAUAGCGAAUCUUGCAGCAAAUGUUUUGUCUCAUAGCUUAGGCAGAUAUUAACACUCGAUGAUAAAGUAUAACGGACCGCAAGCUACAUGGUCCAGACUCUUGAAAGAGAGAGAGAGAUGCACAACUUCCAUAUGGAUAUUAAACAGAGAAGAGAUUUUUAUGUAAAUAUGUAUAUGAGUUGUCGAUGCUAGGAGCAAUGGCCCAUCGUAUGAGAGACACCACUGCAUGAGAAAACUUGUCAUAAAGUUACAAAAUCAUGGCAUAAACCAGAAUCCAUUGGUUCAUGAUAAGAGCAAACACUUUUCUCUAAUCAAUCAUUCUUACU